Molecule: messenger RNA, 1486 nt
Organism: Triticum dicoccoides
Lineage: Eukaryota; Viridiplantae; Streptophyta; Magnoliopsida; Poales; Poaceae
Product: antimicrobial peptides-like
Exons: 1
Coding region: 34-1242 (402 amino acids)
Biological process (GO): defense response to fungus
Source: RefSeq, a predicted model, not a curated record
CUCCUCAACCUGUUUUAAGCUAGGGCAGCAGCCAUGGGUGUCAAGGGUGGUGGUGUAGUGUGGUGUCUCCUGCUCGCCGGGCUCCUUCUCCUGGCCGUGGCCUCCGCGGCGGAGCGGGACACGGAGGAGGAGAUCCGGUGGUGCAAGGAGGACUGCGAAUGGAAGGCGGGGCAGGACACCGGGAAGGCCAGGGAGUGCAAGGAGCAGUGCGAGCGCCGCCGCCGCCACGGCCACGAGCCGCAGGACGAAGACGGCGGCAUCCCUGACCGCUGCAAGAGGGAGUGCGAGAGCCAUGAGGACAUGGAUAGCAAGCUGCGGUGCACGCUGGAAUGCUGGCGACAGCAAAAGCGGGAGGGCGACGACAGCUUCGACGAGGGCCGCAACGCCGACGGCAGGUGCGAGAGGAUGUGCCAGCACUACCACGACCGGUGGGAGAAAAAGCAGUGCAUGAAAGGCUGCAGAUAUGGCGAGUCCGGCCUCCUCGGCUCCGACGACGACGGCCACGAACACGGAGACCGCUGCCAAACACAGUGCAAGCGCUUCCGGCCCGGGUCAUACGACAGGCAGCAGUGCGUCGAAAAGUGCCAGUGCCAGCAGAAGGAGGACGAGGAUGCGAUGAACCACCACGGCGGCGGCGGCCAUGGCCACGGAGACCGCUGCCAAGCACAGUGCAAGCGCUUCCCGCACGGGUCAUACGACAGAUGGCAGUGCACUGAGAGGUGCCAAAGCCACCAGCAGGACGAGGAGGAGGUGAUGAACCACCACGGCGGCGGCGGCCAUGGCCACGGAGACCGCUGCCAGGCACAGUGCAAGCGCUUCCGGCCGGGUUCAUACGAUAGGUGGCAGUGCACCGAGAGGUGCCAGAGCCAUCAACAGGACGACGAGGAGGUGAUGAACCACCACGGUGGCGGUGGCCAUGGCCACGGAGACCGCUGCCAAGCACAGUGCAAGCGCUUCCCGCGCGGGUCGUACGACAGAUGGCAGUGCACCGAGAGGUGCCAGAGCCAUCAGCAGGACGAGGAGGAGGUGAUGAACCACCACGGCGGCGGUGGCCACGGCCACGGCGGGAGCAGCUGCGAGCAGAAAUGCCAGCAGCGAUACCACCAUGAGUACGAGAAGCAGCAGUGCGUGCGAGACUGCAAAAGCGGCGGUGGCGGCGGCCCCGGCGGGCGUGGCCGCGAGGGCGACGAGCGCCGGCACGACACGGCGAUGGUGGUCGAAGCCAUCCUCGAGGAGGUGUGACUGCUGGAUGGAAGUAGCCAGCUCUUUCCAGGAUCCUCGACCUCUUUACCGGUCCUGCAUCUUGCUAUGCGUACGUGGUAGGUGCAUGUGUGAACUAGAAUAAAUUGCGGUAACUAGAAGUGGCUCUCCAACCUUGGUGAGAGCCUAUGUACGAGGAAUCAAUCUGGAAAGUUAUGUGCUAUAUAUAACGAGGCUAUGAAAACUAAGAUGAUGAGUGAUAAAUAAAAUAACCAACGUUUCGAAA